CAGUUUCAGAACCCUAGUUUCAGAAUCCAAGUUUCAGAACCCUAGUUUCAGAACCCCAGUUUCAGAACCCUAGUUUCAGAAUCCGACCGAUUAGUUUCCGAAUCCGGCUCUAACCGCCCGCCCAACGUACAAAACGAUUGCAUAAUUUUUUGCAGAGAGUUCAGUCGAUGACUUUCCCUUUGCCGCCAGGUCGGGUAGUGGUUGUAGGCGACGUGCAUGGCUGCAGUGAUGAGCUGAAAGAUUUGCUGGAGGCCUCCCAGUUCCACCCAAGCUUGGAUGAGCUCGUGUUCGUGGGAGACCUCAUCGGGAAAGGUCCUUCGCCCGAGGAAGUGGUCCGUAUCGCGCGAAAGUACUCAGCGAAAGCAGUCCAGGGAAACCACGAGUACAACCUCUUGCAAUGGCGGAAGCGUGGUGGCAUACUUCCGGAUCCUGAAGGGCGAAUCAAAGAAAGGUACGCCGCAACUGUGAAAGGGCUAGAGGAAGACGAGUGGGAUUGGUUGGAGUCCCUUCCGUUGAAGCUUCAGCUGGAUUUGCCUCAGUCUCCUUUGCCUGUCAUGGUGGUUCAUGCUGGUCUUGUACCAGGUGUUUCAAUCGAGCAACAAGAGCCGGAGAAUCUGGUCAAUUUGCGCAGCUUCGACCACGAAGGUCGCGCUUCCAAACAAUACGAUGCGGGUGGCGGUGGUUGGGCCAGGCACUGGCGUGGCCCCAUGCAGGUGAUUUUUGGCCACGAUGCUCGUCGAGGUUUGCAACGAGAACCCUUCGCCAUAGGUUUGGACACAGGUGCAGUUUAUGGCGAUGAGUUGACGGCGCUACUUUUGCCAAAAAAUUUGGAUCGGUCUUUGGCGCACUUGGAACCGCAACAUUUUGCACAGGUCCGAGCACGACGAGCGUCCUUUGGUCAGAUCCAGAGAUGUUUUGGGUUGAUAAUUAAAGUUUGAUGUGUGAAUCUGAUUGAACAUACAUCGACGUACCCUGAAUGUGAUGUAGCUGUCAGAAGGAAUAUAUAAUUAUAUAUAUAUAUAGUAAUAUCUAUUAUAUUGUACUGCACGACCGACUUUCGAAAUGAUACCAUGAGCUGCAUGUCCUUGGCUUUGCAACUGUUCCACCAGUUUGCUACAUUCUAUUAGCCAUACAUGUCGCCGCAUGCACUGAUUUGAGUACGUACAGUACCCAGUUCACAGCUUGGAUCCAGGUACGCCCAGAAGAGUGAUGACCUCAAAAGCACGCAAUGAAGCCACGCAACGCCUCCACGAUACAUCAGCAGCAGCCUCAAUCAAAUUUACAGACUCUUGCUAAUGAUGGGUUCUGGAAAGAUAUCCUGACUGGCCAGACGCCUGCCAGACGACAUCUCGCUCCGCAUGCUCUGCUUUCCUGCAGUUGAGGGCAUCUACUGAGACAGCACAUGAGUGUAGAAGGAGUUUUGGUGCCUUUGAGGUGAUUUGAAGCGGAUGCUUCUAGCACGGAACGACGGAACAAUACAAGCAUUUGAAGGUGAUCAGAAGGGACACUGUGCGACAGAGUGAACUGAGCGAACUGUUUCACCUCUUGAAGUUGGGAGAUGUUCCUUUCGAUGUUCUGCUCGGGCCUUUUCCGUCACCACUUCGGCAAAAAAAGGACAACAGGAACACCUGGGCGAGUGAUGUGCAGGC
Durusdinium trenchii is the source of this 1649-nucleotide messenger RNA. The record is from the annotation of a GenBank genome assembly. NCBI's taxonomy places the organism in Eukaryota, Dinophyceae, Suessiales, Symbiodiniaceae.